Oryza sativa Japonica Group (Japanese rice) is the source of this 2216-nucleotide messenger RNA. Its product is annotated as RING-H2 finger protein ATL43. Lineage: Eukaryota; Viridiplantae; Streptophyta; Magnoliopsida; Poales; Poaceae. The record is from RefSeq and is a predicted model, not a curated record.
CCCAUGCUGCUCCCUUUGCCCUUUUCUUUCGGGAAAAAAGGGAAAAAAAAUACUCCAUUCAUCUACUGACACAUGGGCCCACAUCCCCACAACUAAACUGUCAGUGGCUCAGUGCCACCCGUAGUGUACUGCCACUCCGCGACAACCCGCACGGCGUCGAACUGGUUAUCCUCACCGGCGGAGCAGCGCAGCGGCGAGUGGCCCCACCCUUCUCCCGCUGCCACUGCCACUGGGCCCCACCGCCCGGAAGAUCCGGUCACCACCGCAGAGCGCUAGUCUCCACCGCUAUUAUUACCCCCUACCGCUUGGUUACAAAUCACACUCGUGGUUGUCUCGUGUAGUGGAGGUGGAGUACAUCUAAAAUCCCUCGUCUUGUCGCUGCUAAGCUUGCCGCCGAUGGAGCCGUCGCGGCGGCUGCUGCUGUCCGACUACGACGGCGCGAUCGUGUCGCCGCUGCCGUCGCCGCCGCCGUCGUCGGCCACGCCGUUCAGGCCGGGCGUCGCGGUGGUCGUGGGCAUCCUGACGAGCGUGUUCUCCAUCACGUUCCUGCUGCUGCUGUACGCGAAGCACUGCAAGCGGAACGCCGCGGAGUCGUCGGGCCCGUACGGGAGCGGCGGCGCGUUCGGGUCGUCCGGUGGGGGCGGGGCGGGCGAGCGGCGGAACUCCGGCGUCGACCGCGCCGUGGUGGAGUCGCUGCCGGUGUUCCGGUUCGGCGCGCUCCGUGGGCAGAAGGCUGGGCUCGAGUGCGCGGUGUGCCUCGGCCGGUUCGAGCCGACGGAGGCGCUCCGGCUGCUGCCGAAAUGCCGCCAUGGGUUCCACGUCGAGUGCGUGGAUACGUGGCUGGACGCGCACUCGACGUGCCCGCUGUGCCGCUCCCGCGUCGACCCCGAGGACGUCCUGCUCCUCCCGGAGCCGCCAAAGCCGUCCACCACGGGGCCCCCUGAUCCGCCGGAGACGAAGGUGGCGGCGGCGGCGGCGGCUGCUACGGCCAAGGACAAGGAGGCGAGCUUAGCUCCUGCUGCUCCUGCUCCGUCUCCAGCGUUUAGAGGCUUCUUCUCCGGCCGGCACUCGACGGGGUCGGUACGGGCGCCAGGGAGGGUUGGCCCUGCCUCACGCCGGUCGGCCGAUCUCGUCGGAGGCGACGGCGGUGCGGUGGUGGGAUGCUUCGAGGCCGCCAAGGUUCGCAAGGACAGGGUGCUGUUGAUGGAGCCGGCGGCCGCGGUGGCGGAGCCUGACCCGGAAGCCUACGACCGGCGGUUCGGGCACCGCAUCCUGGUGAGCACCGCCGGUGGCUGCGAGGACGAGACGGCACCGGCGGCGAAGCAGCGGUGGAGCGAGGUGCGACCAUCCGAUCUGAUGUUCGUCCGGUCGGAGAUGCUGGUGACGGAGGCCGGCCGGUACUCCUGCUCCGCCGCCGUCCACUCCGGCAACGGCAGGAGCGUAAUCAGCGCGAGGAGCCUAUCGGAGCUCGCCGGCGUGAGCCGGCUCCCUCCCAUCCGCGCCAGCGGCGAGCCACGAGCCGGCGCGCGUCGGUGGCCGGGCUCGAGCUGGUGGGCCCGGGGCCCGCCCGCCCUUAACGGCCCUAGCACCUAGGCCGCUGUUCCGCGGGGCCCACUUCGCAGCCCGGAAAAAGGCUCCCAAUUUUUUCUCUCCCCAUACUGCCCCCGCCACUUCCACGUAAACCACGGCACCCUAUGCCCGAACCCGUGGCUCACGUGAUGGGCACCAUGGUAAUUACACGCAGCUGGGGCACAAGACUGCAAGAUGAGUCCAUGCCAUGCCCGCCUCGGGAGCCGCGCCGCUAGAGAGAGAUAAGAUGGUGGUGGUGAUGGUAUGUUGCUUUCCGCGGGGAUCUCGAGGCAAAGGUGCUGGUUUCUUCCUGAAUUCGGGCGGCCUGGAUCGAUCGGCUACGGCCCGCAUAUGGCGCCGGCGAAGGCGUCGUAGCCCAAUGCGCCGUGGAUCUUCUGCGGCGCCGUGCGCUGACAAGGGCUUUUGGCGCGUCGCGUCGGCCGGGUCGGGGGACGAGGGAACCAGGCAACCAGCCCAUGCUACACAAGAGAGAAAAAGAAAAAAAAAGCUGGUCGUAUGCGUGUAAAAUUCUUGUCUGUGUAAGAGGAAAAGCGCUGCAACUUUUUGGUGUAACCUGUUGCAAAGCAUCUCCCGGGCAAUGGCUCAGUUAGUAAAGCAGCUAAAGCCCAUCUCGCAUUUCUCAUCUA